GCCCAAAUCGUAUCUUCGUCUUCAUGAUGCAACCUGAAGUAGUUUUGAACAAAAAUCUCACAAAUUGCCCCACUUAUCUCCGCCGCCGACCUACAAGAAACUCGGAGAAACCUAACCGGCGGAUUCAUAUCAGAAGAUACCUAACCAUGCGUCUUCACUCAGCAAUUACUCUCCGAAACUUCUUCACCAGAAAGCCUCUCCGAAUCCCUCAGAAUCUAAGCAUUAUAUCUUCUCCGGUCACCAUAAACUCGCUAGCCGAUGUCUCAGGUCCUUCACCGUCUCACUAUUCGAAAUCAAGUCUCUCAGAAGCAUCAUCUACUAGCUCACGAAUAUUCCGUAUCCCAAACGCUUCAUUCUCCAAGUCCUUCCUCGAGAAUCAGAGGAGUUUCAGCACCGACUCUAGCAGCGGCGGCGGCUCACCGCCAGAUUUGAACAAGGUAGUGGACGAGAUCAACCUCAAGUUCGCUGAAGCUCGUGAGGAGAUCGAAAUGGCGAUGGAUUCGAAGGAGACGGUUUACUUCAACGAAGAAGCAGAGUGCGCGAGAGCCGCCGUAACUGAGGUUUUGGAGAUGUUUGAAGGUUUGCUCAGAAAGGUAACAGAGAAAGAGAAGGCUUCUCUGCAGCGAUCCAUGGGACUCAAGAUCGAACAGCUCAAAGCUGAGCUUCAACAGCUUAACGAAUGAUCGAUUGAGGUCAGCUUGGUCACCGAGCCAUUGUUUAUCAUAUCUGUGUGGUAUCCUUGCAUUGUCCCUAAGCCUCUAUUGUUCUUUUCUGGAUUAGAGAAUAGAGCAAUGAAACAAUUUCUUGUUAUAAGUUCAGUGAGCUUCUUUGUGUGUUUUGAUCUUUACAUAGAUACAUCUUUUCUAUAAAGGAACAACAAGCUUCUUUUGGAGGAAA
This is a messenger RNA of Camelina sativa (false flax), 897 nucleotides long. Lineage: Eukaryota; Viridiplantae; Streptophyta; Magnoliopsida; Brassicales; Brassicaceae. The record is from RefSeq and is a predicted model, not a curated record.